Molecule: messenger RNA, 1242 nt
Organism: Drosophila teissieri
Lineage: Eukaryota; Metazoa; Arthropoda; Insecta; Diptera; Drosophilidae
Gene: Dlish
Product: SH3 domain-containing protein Dlish
Exons: 3
Coding region: 92-1159 (355 amino acids)
Molecular function (GO): protein binding
Source: RefSeq, a predicted model, not a curated record
GUCGGAUCCAAACAAUAAAGAAAUUAAACAAUUAGCCACAAUUUGGCUGUUUUUCGGUUGAAGGGGGCGUAACACAGAGUGGGGAGAAGAAAUGGCUUUCCUUUGCCCCGUGCGCAUGAGGCGCGACAAGAAGAAAGCUACAAAUGCCAGCAUAGAGAGGGACCUGCCCGCCGUGGGAGUAUUGGGCAUGGGUCGCAUAACUGGUUCCUCCAGCAUAGAAACACUUGUUAGAGUGGGCAUAGAAAAGGAACACGGUCUAAGUCCUGAUUCCAAGAUGGUUGUGCUACACGACUUCACUCCUUGCGUGGAUGAUGAACUGGAAGUGAAGCGCGGACAGCUAGUUAAUAUAUUGUACAGAGAGAACGAUUGGGUUUACGUGAUUGGUCAGGACUCGCGGCAGGAGGGCUUCAUACCCUUCUCCUAUUGUGCUCCCUGCAACACGCAACUGGCGGAUUUGGCUGUUAAGAAGAAACUGCCAAGGGAACAGUGUCCAGAGCAGCCGAUCGAAGAGAACAUACCGCUCCUAGGCACGGAUAACAAACUGGAUGUUCUUUGCGAUGAAACCUUGAAUCCCGGAUCUGCCAAUAGCAUUGAGAAAACCCUGCUAGUGGAGCCAGAGUGUACUCCUUUCGUGAAGGAACCGUCCGGGCGCUGCAUCGUUUUAUACACCUUCAUAGCCAGGGACGAGAACGAUUUGUCCGUGGAACGGGGAGAAUUUGUAACUGUGCUGAAUCGCGAGGAUCCCGAUUGGUUUUGGAUAAUGCGCAGCGAUGGCCAGGAAGGAUUUGUGCCAGCCAGCUUUAUUUAUCCUGCAGACAGUGUGCGAGUUUUGCAGCAGCAGAAAGCAACCUUAAAUGCCAUGGAGACCAUUUUGCAGCAGGGUCAGCCGGGUCCGCAGACCCAGCAACAGCAGCAGCCACAAUUGGGUUUGGGAACAGAUGAUCUACGCUACCAUGGCACGGAGCUGGUGAUGCUGUAUGAUUACAAAGCGCAAGCUCCGGACGAUCUGUACCUUUCCGUGCGGAGAGGAGAUUGGAUUUACGCAGACCUAACCAAUCAGACCGUUGAUGGUUGGCUUUGGGCUUAUGCUCCGAAAACCCGCAAAUAUGGAUUCAUUCCGAAAGCCUAUGCCCGACCACCUGCCAUGACCAGCCUUUGAGAGAUAUAUUCAUUACCAUUAUCGCUUAUUAUCACUUUGAUUAGCACUAAAGCAUAAUAUUCGUAGGUCACCCACCUUAGAUA